Molecule: messenger RNA, 1980 nt
Organism: Brenthis ino (lesser marbled fritillary)
Lineage: Eukaryota; Metazoa; Arthropoda; Insecta; Lepidoptera; Nymphalidae
Source: the annotation of a GenBank genome assembly
AUGGCUGAUGUCGAAGAUAUUAUAAUCUACAUUAAGUCUUUAAAAAAAGGUUUUGAUAAGGACUUGUUUCAAAACAAAGUUGACGAAUUAGGAUACUUAGUUGAAAACACUGGUUUAAACUAUGAUGACUUCCAUACUCUAUUUAAAGUUUGGUUGAAUUUAAGUAUACCCAUAACAAAAUGGGUAAAUCUUGGAGCUUGCUUAGUUCCUCAAGAAAAAGUAUGUCAAAGUACCAUUGAGUAUUCUUUAAGGUGGAUCCUUGCAAAUUAUGAAAAUCAAAGUAACUUCUCAAGAAUCGGUUUUCUUUUAGACUGGCUCACGGCUGCUAUGGACUGUGAUUCCAUUGAAAUGGAGGCUUUAGAUGUGGGAUAUGAAUUGUUUUAUACUAUACUGACUUUCGAAACACUUACAGUACAUGCUAUGAAACUUGUGUAUACCUUGACUAAGCCUGCAGAUGUGACAAGGAGGAGAGUACUGGAAUUACUUGACUAUGCUAAAGUUAGAGAAGGAAAGAAAAAUAUGUACAGGCAAAUUCAAGUAUUACUGGGUCUGUUUAAAUCAUUUAAACCAGAAUAUGUACCUGAGGAUGUACCUUCAAUAUCAAUUUAUACUGCAUUCAGAAAAAUUAAUACAACUCUGUUACAAAGAUUUAGGCAUAGCCAAAGUCAGCGGAAUAGUUUGAAUAAUGAUACUUAUCGGCUCUUUUGGGCUAACCCAAUAAAUUCAGAUGCUGGUAGAAAUAAAAAAGCUGAACCAUUGGUGCCCAAUAUGGAGUUUACUCACAUAGGGUCAAGACAGUAUGAUCAUGAUUGUCAAAAGACAUACCUAGAUUUUUCUGACCCAGUGUCCCUCGUGCAGUACAGUACACAGCACGCAACGCGGCGGCCGGCGCGGCUUCGCGCGCUGCUAUGCAAUCCGGCAGGGCUAGCGCUCCUCGCGCUAGCCACACGCACCGACCACGACUUCAUGUCCCAUGAACUACACCAUUUGCUUACUAAUUGUUUUUUAGAAUCAUCACCUCACAACUACAAGCAGAAGCAAGAUCUGUUGUACAGGCUGGCUAUAUUUCAGUCCACACUCAUGCAAGGUCUUCCUGUUGUAACUUUUUUUUUGGCACAGUUUUUACCAUUUUGGAAUGAAAAGGACUUUUUUGCAGAGAUCUUGGAACUGGUGGAAUGGGUAAAUGUUGAGGAUGCUGAUCGUGUCACUGUCAUAUUAGAUACUUUGUCGAACAUUUUCUACAGGGCUGAACCCAUGGAACAAUGCGCCAUAUUGAAAAGUUUAACUACUAUGUAUAUGAAUUUGGCGUAUGCGAGUACUCGACCUCGACAUCAUUUCCUGAAUCUGCAGCCAUCUGAAACCACCUAUGCAGAGACAUUAACUAUAAUCACUGGAAAAAUUAGCGACAUGUGUAGUAAAGGCCUGCAAGCUUCCCCAGAUGACAUGCGCAUGGUGUAUAGCACGGUGGUGACGACGGCGCGGGCGGCGCGCGCGGCCUCCCGCGCCGGCGCGCCGCCGCCGCCGCCCCGCACGCUGUCCCUCGCGCUGCCCUUGCUAGCCAGCUCCGGCGCCGCCGUAGAUGCCUUAGCUGAACUCAUUAUGUUGUACAAAGAUGUAUUCUCCAUUAUGAAGGAAAAGAUCGGUCGCAAUCGAGUCUAUAAAGAACAAAUGAAAAUUCUAAAAGCAUUUACAUCAGAUUUUGUGAGCUGUUUCUGUGAAACGUUCCUAAGCGGUAGGAAGAACGGGCUGAUUUUUAGUAACCUACAUCCACAGUUGGUCAGCAAAUUAACUGAUUUAAUACCAGAUGUGAACUCUAAAUUAAGUAUACGUAAUCAUUUGGCUCUGGCGCCGUUUACGUACAUUCAGUUAGAGGCAGUGGAUCAUAUAGAAGCAGAUAACAAGAUGUGGUUUGAGACUGUGGUGAAGCAGGAGUAUGAUAAUUUAAGUCAGUUCAUAAUGAAGACGAUGCUUGACUUAUGC